GAUAUGUCCUCAGCACCAACUACUCCUCCAUCAGUGGAUAAAGUAGACGGAUUUUCUAGGAAGUCCGUCAGAAAAGCCAGACAGAAGAGGUCACAAAGCUCCUCCCAGUUUAGGUCUCAGGGCAAGCCUAUUGAAUUAACUCCCCUGCCUCUGCUAAAAGACGUUCCAUCUUCAGAGCAGCCUGAACUGUUCCUAAAGAAACUUCAACAGUGCUGUGUCAUUUUUGACUUCAUGGACACGCUUUCAGACCUUAAAAUGAAAGAAUACAAGCGCUCCACUCUUAAUGAACUGGUGGACUACAUUACAAUAAGCAGAGGCUGUUUGACAGAGCAGACUUACCCUGAAGUAGUUAGAAUGGUAUCUUGCAAUAUAUUCAGAACUCUCCCACCUAGUGACAGCAAUGAAUUUGAUCCAGAAGAAGAUGAGCCCACCUUGGAGGCAUCGUGGCCACAUUUACAGCUUGUAUAUGAGUUUUUCAUACGAUUUUUGGAAAGCCAAGAAUUCCAGCCCAGCAUUGCCAAAAAGUACAUAGAUCAGAAAUUUGUAUUGCAGCUGUUGGAGCUGUUUGACAGUGAAGACCCUCGAGAAAGGGACUACCUAAAAACAGUCUUGCACAGAAUUUAUGGCAAGUUUCUCGGUCUUAGAGCAUUUAUCCGAAAACAGAUUAAUAAUAUUUUUCUACGAUUUGUUUAUGAAACUGAACACUUCAAUGGCGUAGCUGAACUGUUGGAAAUUUUAGGAAGUAUUAUCAAUGGUUUUGCUUUACCUCUUAAGGCAGAGCAUAAACAGUUUCUGGUGAAGGUCCUGAUUCCUUUACAUACUGUCAGGAGUUUAUCACUCUUCCAUGCACAGUUGGCAUAUUGCAUAGUACAGUUUCUGGAGAAAGACCCCUCGCUCACAGAACCAGUCAUUAGAGGUUUAAUGAAAUUCUGGCCAAAAACCUGCAGUCAGAAAGAGGUCAUGUUCCUAGGGGAGCUGGAGGAAAUCUUGGAUGUGAUUGAACCUUCACAAUUUGUCAAAAUCCAGGAACCCUUGUUUAAACAAAUUGCCAAGUGUGUUUCUAGCCCUCAUUUUCAGGUGGCUGAGAGAGCGCUGUAUUAUUGGAAUAAUGAAUACAUCAUGAGUUUGAUAGAGGAGAAUUCAAAUGUUAUACUUCCCAUCAUGUUUUCCAGUCUUUAUAGGAUUUCUAAAGAACACUGGAAUCCGGCUAUUGUGGCUUUAGUCUACAAUGUGUUGAAGGCAUUCAUGGAAAUGAACAGCACCAUGUUUGACGAGCUGACAGCCACUUACAAGUCAGAUCGUCAGCGUGAGAAGAAGAAAGAAAAAGAGCGUGAAGAACUGUGGAAAAAACUGGAGGAUUUGGAAUUAAAGAGAGGUCUUAGACGUGAUGGAAUAAUUCCAACUUAACGAAAAAACGAAACAGCAUUAUUAACCUGUGGAGUCACACAUUUAUGUAGUAGAAGAUGGAGCAACAGUUUUCUGUAUUGUGCAACUUUACAGUAGAUUUCACAUUUGUUUCAUUAUUACAACAGCACUGUAUAUACCUGUCUCUAAGUAAAGGAAAAAAAUAAGGACUUUAAUCCAAAGUUUGGACAGCAGAUGGACUUCUCAGAACUUUGCAAACAUAAUCAUUGUUUUAACCCUUCUUUAAAACCCGUCUUCAAAGAUCUGUUGAUGAAAAUUGCGAUGUCAAAUUCCAUUGUCAGGACCUGUUCCUUAUUUAUCGUUAGCAGAGAGUAUAAUACAACUUUCAAAUGUGAACAAUCUUAAAAUUUAGCUUGUCUUUCUGCUAAACUGUUAAGUGUAUUUAUAGUAAAAGAGAAAAAAGACUGUCAUUUCCUUAUGAGUUUGUGUAACAUCCUCCUUCUCUGGAUAACUUUACUGUAAUUUGACUUUUUUUUUUUUUUUUUUUCCUUUUGCACAUCGUCAUAAGUUGAAUGUCCAUUCAAAUCAGGGCCUUGAAAAAUAUAGGUCCUGAAUAAAGUUUUGUUUACUGGUGUGAGCAUUCUUAGUACCAGGCUAUCUCUGGUGCUUCUUUAAUUUGAACAUUAGGAGUUGAGAAACCAAUAGGUCAUAAACAUAGUAGGAAAGGGAGCCUUGGAUUCAUGCACCUAUUUAUUGCAAAUCCAAAUUAGCGUCCGCAAUCCUUUAAAAACGGGCAGUGGUAACACCCAGGAUUUCAGUACCUAACCAGUAUUAGUGAAAUGGCAUUGGACAUGCAUACCAGAGCUGUUUUAGAAAUACUAAUUGCUAAAUUAUUAGUAUGUUUUAUUGGACCAUUCUGAAAGAAUAAAGACAAACGCUAAACAGUGCAAGCGUGAAAUUGAUCUCCAGUGGUCAUGGAUCUAAUUGGAAAUUGAAGUGAGCGAGCAGUUUGGACUGUUUGGAGUUGUUGCCUUACUUUUUAAUAUGUAUUUAUAAAGUGUUCCAGCAAAAGAGGAUGUAGCCUCUAAGAAACAUACUAUAGUGUUUUUGUGGUUCUAGUACUAUUACUCAUCACAGCACCAGCCCUAUGGUCUUAGCUGGAAAGGAUUCUGGAUAAUAUACUUCUGCAUUCUCAUCUGGAUGCUCAUUCCUAACUACUGUAUUUGUUACCAAAAGUGGUUCUACAAAUGCUACUGAAAAAAAUUCUGGAAAUCCUAAUGUUCUGAGUAUUAAUAAUAAAGUUUAAAAUGCUUUUAUAUCAAA
Struthio camelus australis is the source of this 2688-nucleotide messenger RNA. Lineage: Eukaryota; Metazoa; Chordata; Aves; Struthioniformes; Struthionidae. The record is from RefSeq and is a predicted model, not a curated record.